CUCGUUCCUAUAGAAUAAUUUUGCUCUUGUACAGAGAAAAAAACGAAGGUCCAAGAUGGGGAAUCUGGAAAGCCAGAAUAGGAGUGAAACCAUUAGGUUCUUUGUUUCAUCCAGCAUAGAAGAGAAGAUCGAAAUGAGACCUGAGGAAGAAGAGCUUGGAAGUAACAGAAGCUCGUUUCUUAUUGAACAAGAAAAUCAACCCCCCCAAAAAAAAUUCUCCUUUGGGCUCAUUCACCACGCUUGGAAUCUGAAACAGGAAAAUCGACCCAAGAAAAAAAAAAGAAAAAAAAAAAAAAAAAGGAACAUCUUCAAUCCAAGUUUUUUCUUUUUAAUCUUUUAGCGUAUCUUUUUAGUUAUAAAUUUACAUUCUCCUUUAUGCUUUUGUAAAGUUAAUUAAUCGAACGAAAAUGUUUGAACUGAAACUGGCAAAAGAAGAAAAUGUUGAAACGUACAGAAAACUGAAUGGGAGAAAAAGAAAAUCAUAGUGGAGAGAACUGAAAGCAAGACAGAUGGAUCAUCAUCGGCUUUAAAAAUUCAAAGUAUCGGCGUUUAUGAUUAUUGCUAAACUGUGAGAUAGCGAUUUGGGUUUUGUUUUAAACCAUUACAAUAGAAAAUUACCUAAAUAUUAUUAAUAAAUUCUUUGACGAACUACAAAUAAAAAUGAAGAAUUCCCACCCGGGGGGGGGGGGGGUUCGAUUCUCUCCAGGGCCAGGGGAGAACUCUAUGAUUCCCCUAACCUCCAACUAACAUCCACCUAAAGGGUCUAACUAACCAGUAAUGUCCGCAAUAGUAGAUGUGGACGUAUCACCCAACUGUAUAUCAAUGGAUGACUCUGUUUUGAGUUGGAUUCCUUCUGGGUCUUCUGGUCUUCUUCUGACUACUACUCACUGAAGAAGAUGGAGAACCAUAACUGAAUUUGGAUUUCCUAGGGAACAAGAGACUGGAAAAAAACUGGACAAAUGUAUCUCAGGAGUCAAGCUUGGUUUCUCACCUUAUAGGCUGGUUUGAUUUCCCCAAUGCGAGUCAAAAUACGUUUCGGGAAGAAGAUGCAGCGAGCCUGGUUGGUGAAGGCGGUGGUGAUGGUGGUUGCUUGGUUGCAAGUGCCACUUGUACGUUCACUGGAAAUCGGCUUCUAUGCCACAAGAUGUCCCGCAGCAGAGCGGAUCGUGUCCAGACUCGUACACUUGGCAUCUCGCCAUGACCCAACACUGCCAGCUGCGCUUCUGCGACUUCACUACCAUGACUGUUUCGUUGGAGUGAUUAUCUCUUCCCUAGUUUGUCUUUUUGGAUUGAAAUCUUUGAGUUGUAGCUUUUCUUUUAUUAUUAUCAAAAUGAUCUGCAACUGAGGUUCUCGGUUUAUUCAAAUUGCAAGGGUUGUGAUGCCUCCGUAUUGUUGGACAGCGCUCCUGGCUACCCACCGCCGGAGAAGAUGGCAUUAUCCAACCGGAGUCUCAGAGGCUUUAACAUGGUAGAUAUGAUCAAAAGAGUACUUGAAGCCGUCUGUCCAGGAACAGUCUCCUGUGCUGAUAUCCUUGCUUUAUCUGCAAGGGAUGCAGUAGUCCUCGCUGGUGGCCCCAGUUGGAAGGUUCCUACAGGAAGAAGGGACGGCAGAUUGUCCUCUGCCGUGUUGGCUAGAAUCAGUAUACCUCGUCCUCAGUUUAGUGCAGUUCAACUUAAGAAAAACUUCCUCUGGCAUGGCAUGUCCACGGCAGAGAUGAUUGUACUCUCUGGGGCUCAUACCAUUGGUUCGGCUCACUGUGUAUCCUUCUGGGACAGACUUUACCAUCAUAACUUCACAAAUGGAACAGAUCCCAGUAUGGCCAGCUACCAUGCUGAACAGCUCAAGAAGAUAUGUCCAAUAAGCAGUUACAAGUCGAAGCAAAGGGUGCCUCUGGAUCCCAUAACACCUUUUAAAUUUGAUAACAUGUAUUACAAAAAUCUGAACAUGGGUCUUGGACUACUAGCUUCUGAUCAGGUUAUACAUGACAAGUUAACAUCGGUGCUCAGUAGCAACUCAACUCUGUGGGAGAGAAGCUUCUGUAAAGCCAUGGUUCAUUUGGGCAAUCUCAAUGUAAAGACUGGAUCGCGCGGAGAAAUUCGAAGAAACUGCCGCAGGAGAAAUUAAUCACUGCCAUUAUUCACUCGAGACUAGAUCUUGGAUAAAAAUUUAUUGGCAGAACCAUACAAACAGACUUGAGUUGUUGUAACCUUACAAAUAGACCAAAACUCACAAGAAAAUAUUUCUCAUUGUAAGUCACGAAAAUUGUAUAGAUACAUUAGCCAGAAAACUUUAUUUGAUAAAAUCAAUCUUUUUCCUUCUUACCUA
This is a messenger RNA of Macadamia integrifolia, 2326 nucleotides long. Its product is annotated as peroxidase 5-like. The record is from RefSeq and is a predicted model, not a curated record. The transcript has 3 exons. NCBI's taxonomy places the organism in Eukaryota, Viridiplantae, Streptophyta, Magnoliopsida, Proteales, Proteaceae. The coding region runs from base 1430 to 2125 and encodes 231 amino acids. Gene Ontology annotation, biological process: hydrogen peroxide catabolic process; response to oxidative stress. Gene Ontology annotation, molecular function: heme binding; peroxidase activity.